Messenger RNA from Halichondria panicea, 1474 nucleotides. RefSeq lists its product as uncharacterized. The transcript has 4 exons. NCBI's taxonomy places the organism in Eukaryota, Metazoa, Porifera, Demospongiae, Suberitida, Halichondriidae. The coding region runs from base 832 to 1401 and encodes 189 amino acids. The record is from RefSeq and is a predicted model, not a curated record.
ACAAGAACUAAGACCAUCGAAGUCCUUCGCACGCUUUUUGCUAGAUAUGGACUACCCGAACAAGUGGUCAGUGACAAUGGACCGCAUCAGACGAGUUUGCUUAGUUUCAUGAAGUCUAAUGGUGUGAAGCAUAUCCGUACAGCACCCCGUCAUCAAACGGAAAAGCAGAACGAUUUGUUCAGACCAGCCUUCAUAGAAAGAGUGCACGUUUGUCACAGUUUCUGCUCACUUAUCCACACGCCACGACUAACUUCCUACAACGGAAAGUCGAUUCGACUUACUCAAACCGGACCUACAAAGCAAAGAACAAGCUUGACAAAAAGAGAGUGCACUCCAAGACCAGAACUGGACAACCAGUUAUGAUUCGAAAUUUCCUAUCUAAACUGAAAUGGAUGCCAGGAAUGAAAUUGAAUUAGACGACGGUCGAGUAGACACAUCCAACCUAGAUUCCCAUCUACCGAGCCAAACGAGCCAAGACGCAGAAAUGAUUUCAGAAUUCGAGUAUCCCUCCUCACCCCAAAUCAAUCAAAAGGCUAGUCUACCUAUCCCUCUUCGCAAUCAGAUGCCACCAGAACGCUUAAUGGAUGUACACAUUUAAACGAGAAUGUCGCGUUUAUAAACAGUACGCGUUUGUUGCAAGCAAUCGCGAUCAUGCAGCCUCCGCUGCGGUAUAAAAGGAAAGUAGCAGGCCGGAAGUAAAAUCAUUGCGAACAAAAUGGCGCCUAGUUUGAAAAUGAUAAGAACUCAGCUCUUGUACACGCACAUAAACCAACAAAACAUGCUCAUUCCAGGCCACGUGCAAUAUCCACAUGGCCAUAAGUUAUAAUAACAAUGGCUUCCAAAGAAGAGAUCGAGGUAACAGUUAAAUAUAAAGACACUCCACCACAAGUGGUCGUUAGUAAAAUAAAUAAAGUAGUUAAAGAGCUCCGGGAGGCAGGACUCAGGCAGACGGUGAAGCUUAGGUGGGAGGCUGUCCCAGACGCCGUCCCAGAUCAGCCAAUGCCACCUAUUACUCUCUCUCCAAGUCAUCCACGGGGUUACAGAGACUCUGCCCUCGUCCCUGUCUUACAGGGACUGCAGGACUGCUGUCCACACUGCCUCUGUGGGCCGUGUGUGAUUGCUCUUCCUCCAGACUUCCUAACCGGUGCCUGUGGACCUCAUCCAGCAAAUGAUGAAAAGAGGCACCGGUUGUAUCGGAAGUUUUGGAGGUUGCUCCAGGACGUGGGUCUGUGGGGAGAUGAGGAGUACCUGAGGAGGAAGGAGAGGCGGACUGUCAGGCAUGACAAAAGGGACAUAAUGCCCAAAUGUGUGAUUGUAGAAAUAAGAAGGCGAUACCCUAGUGUCGAUGGGACCUACAGGGACUAUUUGUCGACAUUCGAUGCAGAGAAUAUGGAACUUUAGAAUGUUGUGUUUUGUAAUUAAUUAUAAUACCUAUUCUCUGUCGUCGCUAUCUGAAUCUGACUCCAUAUCAUCA